Erigeron canadensis is the source of this 2478-nucleotide messenger RNA. RefSeq names its product protein ADP-ribosyltransferase PARP3. The record is from RefSeq and is a predicted model, not a curated record. Bases 1 to 2478 code for a protein of 825 amino acids. Gene Ontology annotation, molecular function: zinc ion binding; NAD+ poly-ADP-ribosyltransferase activity. Lineage: Eukaryota; Viridiplantae; Streptophyta; Magnoliopsida; Asterales; Asteraceae. The transcript is spliced from 15 exons.
AUGAAGGUUCAUGAAACAAGAUCACAUGAUCAUCAUCCACCGGGCGAUGAUGAUGAAAAAAUUAUCAUGACACGGAAACAAAAGGCUGAAAAACAAGAGCAGCAACACUCAAACAAGAAACAGAAAUCUGAAGAAAAACAUAACGGCAAUGCAAACAACAAUAAAUCUUUGCAUGAUGUGGUUAUAGAGUUUGACAAGUUUUGUAAGACUACUAGCCAGCAUCUAACCAUUCAACAGAUGCGAGAAAUACUCGAAGCUAACAACACCGAUACUUCGGGUUCUGAUGAUGAUGCUGUCGUGCCUAAAUGCCAAGAUAUGAUGUUUUACGGGGCGCUAAGAGACUGUCCUGUUUGUGGGGGGAAGGUGGAGUAUGAUGGAAUAAGUUAUAGCUGCAAAGGAUCUUACAGUGACUGGUCUACUUGCACCUACAGCACCAGAGACCAUCCUCGAUCGGACGAGCCUCUCAAUUUCCCUGAUUUCGUCCACAAAUCCGCCAUUUCUGAUUUGUUGCUAAAACAUCAAGAUCCUAAGGGGAGACCAAAGAGGGAGUUAAAGCCUACAGACAAGCCCUUUGCAGGAAUGUUGAUAUCACUAUCUGGUCGGCUCUCACGCACUCAUGAAUAUUUAAAGUCCCAAAUUGAAAAGCACGGCGGAAAAGUAGCUAAUCAUGUUGUCGGGGUUAGCUGUUUAGUUGUGUCUCCAUCUGAGCGAGAUCAAGGAGGCUCAUCGAAAGUUACAGAAGCAUUAGAACGUGGCAUACCUGUGGUACGUGAAGCUUGGUUAGAUGACAGUAUUGAAAAGCAGGAACCACAACCACUGGAUGCUUAUGAUGUUGUCAGUGAUCUUACUGUUGAUGGCAAAGGAAUUCCAUGGGAUAUGCAAGAUCCAAGUCAAGAGGCCCUUGAAUCUUUGAAUGCUGAAGUCAAAAUGUAUGGUAAAAGAGGGGUACAUAAGGAUAGCAAGCUAGACAAAGAAGGCGGUGUCAUCUUUGAAAAGGAUGGGAUCUUGUACAACUGUGCGUUCUCUGUUAGUGAUAGGGGCAGGAAAGUGAAUGAGUUCUGCAUUAUGCAACUUAUUAUGGUGCCAGAGAACCGGUUGCAUUUGUACUACAAAAAGGGCAAGGUUGGUGCUGAUCCGAGAGCAGAAGAAAAAGUUGAAGAGUGGGACAACGUGGACAAGGCGAUUGAGGAGUUCGCUAGACUGUUCGAGGAGCUAACAGGGAAUGAAUUCGAGCCAUGGGAAAGAGAAAAGAAGAUACAAAAGAAGCUUCAGAAGUUUUUCCCAAUUGACAUGGAUGAUGGAUAUGAUGUAAGAUAUGGUGGCUUGGGUCUUAGGCAGCUAGGUGCAGCUGCAGCUCAUUGCAAGCUUGAUCCAAUGGUAGCUAAUUUCAUGAAGGUCUUGUGUAGCCAAGAGAUUUAUAGGUAUGCAUUGAUGGAGUUGGGACUUGAUGUACCUGACCUGCCUAUGGCAAUGCUAACUGAUCUUCAUAUAAAAAGAUGCGAGGAGGUUUUACUAGAAUUUGUGGAGAAACUAAAAUCCACCAAGGAGAAGGAGCAGAGAGCUCGUGCUAUAUGGUCAGACUUCAGUCAGAGAUGGUUCACGCUAUUGCAUUCUUCGAGGCCUUUCAUCUUUAGAGACUAUCAAGAUCUUGCAGACCAUGGUGCAUCUGUACUUGAAACGGUGAGGGACAUAAAUGUGGCCUCGCGAAUUAUAGAAGACAUGAGUGGUGCAACCAUUGAUGACCCGUUGUUUGAUCGGUACAAGAAGUUGGGGUGCUCCAUUUCACCAUUGGAGAAGGAAUCAGAUGACUAUGGGAUGAUUCUUAAAUAUGUUGAAAAAACUUACGAGCCUGUGAAAGUUGGAGAGAUUAGCUAUGGAGUGUCGGUGGAGAACAUAUUUCAGGUGGAAGUGAGUGCAGGGCCUUCAUAUGAUGAAAUUAAAAAGCUGCCAAAUAAGGUUCUUCUGUGGUGUGGUACACGAAGUUCGAAUCUAAUGAGACAUUUGCAUAAAGGAUUCUUGCCUGCAGUAUGUUCACUGCCGGUUUCAGGAUAUAUGUUUGGUAAGGCGAUCGUAUGCUCUGAUGCAGCUGCAGAAGCUGCUCGAUAUGGCUACACUGCUGUUGAUCGGCCAGAGGGGUUUCUAGUUCUAGCUGUAGCUUCUCUGGGGGAUAAGAUUACAGAAUUGACCUCUGCACCUGAGGAUACGAAGUCUCUAGAAGAUAAGAAAGCUGGCGUGAUGGGGUUAGGAAGGAAAAAAACCGAUGAGAAAGAUCAUUUUGUUUGGAAAGACGAUAUCAAAGUCCCGUGUGGUAGCUUGGUUGCCUCUGAUCAUAGAGACAGUCCUCUUGAAUACAAUGAGUAUGCUGUUUAUGAUCCUAAUCAGGUAAUCAUCAGGUUUCUGGUUGGAGUGAAAUUUGAAGAACAAGAUGUGGAGUAUGAAGAAGCUGAUCCUGCUGGUGCCGAUGUGUCCGUGCAGUAA